Prunus armeniaca (apricot) is the source of this 1410-nucleotide messenger RNA. NCBI's taxonomy places the organism in Eukaryota, Viridiplantae, Streptophyta, Magnoliopsida, Rosales, Rosaceae. The record is from the annotation of a GenBank genome assembly.
AUGCCAAUAAUGAACCACAAAGCUUGUACUCAACAUGUUGCCGUCUUAGUCUUUCCGUUCGCCUCCCAUCCCGGCACUCUUCUCCACUUUAUCCGUAUAAUCUCAGCCAUGGCUCCUGACGUGAAGUUCUCAUUCUUGAGCCUUGCUAAAUCCAAUAGCUCCCUCUUCACAGAAUCCAACAGCAAGGGGUUUGAAAAUAUUAAGCCUUACAACGUAUGGGAUGGCUUGACAGGGGGCUAUGCUUUCUCUGGGAACCCUCUGGAGCCAAUUGAUCUCUUUCUUAAGGUGGCACCGGGCAGCUUUAAGAAAGGUAUCGAAGAGGCAGAGGCUGAGAUUGGCCAGAAGGUGGGCUGCUUGAUAUCAGAUGCGUUUCUUUGGUUUGCAGGAGAAAUGGCAGAAGAAAUGCAGGUCCCUUGGGUGCCCUUAUGGACUUCGGGACAACGCUCUCUGCUUGCUCAUGUUGGUACCGAUGUGAUUAGAGAAAAAGUGGGAGCUAGUGGAGAAAAAGACCAAAGCCUAGACUUCCUCCCUGGAUUUUCAGCAUUCCAUGUAUCUGAUUUGCCUGAAGGAGUAGCAUUUGAAAAUUCAGAAUCACCAAUUGCAGUUAUGGUCCAUAAAAUGGGACAGAAGCUACCACAGGCAACUGCAGUUGCCAUAAACUCUUUUCAAGACAUAGACCUCGAAGUCGUGUUUGAGCUAAAGAAAAGGUUCCACAAAUUCCUUCAUGUUGGACCCUUCUCUCUAACACCAACAGCACCAAUUCAUGACGAGCAUGGCUGCUUAGAGUGGUUAGACAAGCACAAACGUGCUUCCGUAGCCUACAUUAGCUUCGGAAGUAUAGCAAAACUGCCCCCUCAUGAGCUAGCAGCCUUAGCCGAAGCCCUAGAGGAAGGCGGAUUUCCAUUUAUCUGGUCAUUUAGGGGAAAUGAAAAAGAUUUCCCCGAGGGAUUUGUUGAACGAACGAAUCGAAAUGGACUUGGAAAAGUAGUCCCCUGGGUUUCCCAGGCUAAAGUAUUAAAUCAUUCCUCUGUUGGAGUUUUUGUGACACACUGUGGAUGGAAUUCAGUUUUGGAGAGCAUAACGGGUGGUGUGCCAAUGAUAUGUAGGCCUUUUCUGGCUGACCAGCCACUGAACAUGAGAACUUUAGAGGUUUUGUGGAGAAUUGGUGUGGGGAUUGAGGGAGGUGUUUUGACAAAAAGUGGAGCAAUGAAGGCAUUGGAAUUAUGUUUGUCGAGUAAACAAGGAAACGAAAUGAGAGAGAGAACUAGUAUCCUCAAAGUGUUUGCUGAAGAGGCUGUUAAAUCGUAUGGUCGCACAACUGAAGAUUUAAAUGUUUUGGUUAAUGAAAUAAUAUGUGGACCGAGCAAGCGUAAAUGGCUGGACUGGGUGACCAACUUGAACUGGUGGUGA